Molecule: messenger RNA, 1618 nt
Organism: Lacerta agilis (Sand lizard)
Lineage: Eukaryota; Metazoa; Chordata; Lepidosauria; Squamata; Lacertidae
Gene: MAF1
Product: MAF1 homolog, negative regulator of RNA polymerase III
Exons: 8
Coding region: 168-935 (255 amino acids)
Biological process (GO): negative regulation of transcription by RNA polymerase III
Cellular component (GO): nucleus
Molecular function (GO): RNA polymerase III core binding
Source: RefSeq, a predicted model, not a curated record
ACGGUGGCUGAGGCGGCGACGCCCGGUUCGAGUUCCCCCCGCGGCCUGCGCUGCUCGACGGCGCGCAGCCCCUGAAGGACAGAGGCCCCCCGGGAGGCGGCGGCAGGAAGUUCCAACCCUGAAGCGGUAAUACUGAGAAUUUAGCCCAGCGCCAGGAGGUACAAAAAAUGAAGCUGUUGGAAAACUCAAGUUUUGAAGCCCUAAACUCCCAGUUGACGGUGGAAACGGGAGAUGCACACAUCAUUGGCAGGAUUGAGAGCUACUCUUGCAAGAUGGCCGGUGACGACAAACACCUCUUCAAGCAGUUCUGCCAGGAAGGGCAGCCCCACGUGCUUGAGGCCCUGUCCCCACCUCAAACCACCGGGAUCAGCCCCAGCAGGCUCAGCAAGAGCCAAAGUGGCGACGAGGAGGGCCCCCUCAGCGACAAAUGCAGUCGCAAGACCCUCUUCUACCUGAUAGCCACCCUCAACGAGUCCUUCCGUCCUGACUACGACUUCAGUGCUGCCAAGAGCCACGAAUUCAGCCGGGAGCCGAGUCUCAACUGGGUGGUGAACGCUGUGAACUGCAGCCUCUUUUCUGCUGUGCGGGAAGAUUUCAGCGCCCUGAAGCCCCACCUGUGGGAUGCUGUGGACCAGGAGAUCUGCCUCUCGGAGUGUGACAUCUACAGCUACAACCCGGACCUGGACUCUGACCCAUUCGGAGAAGAGGGCAGCCUCUGGUCCUUCAACUACUUCUUCUACAACAAGCGGUUGAAGCGGAUUGUCUUUUUCACCUGCCGUUCCAUCAGUGGCUCCACAUACCCUCACCCUGAAGCGGGGAAUGAGCUGAACAUGGAUCUGAGCGAGGAUGAUGCAGAGGAGGAGGAGGCAGCCGGCCCCUGCGACGAGGACGGGGCCAGCAUUGAGGAGGAUAGGAGACAAGUGAUCUGCAUGUGACUUCUUGGGCUCCUUUGCGCCCCCUCUGAAGACAGCUCCUCCAGCGUGUUCCCCCAGACUAGCCCAGCGUCGUGUUGCCCUGCCUAUUGGCCCUGUGGAUGCUGCCUGACCAGCUGGUGCCUCCAGACUCCCAAGGAUGCUGCCAGCCAGUCCCUUUGCCCACCUGCAGGCUUUGGCACCCCUGCAGCACUGGAAACUUUGUCCAGCCCCCGAGAAGCACUUUUCUGUUCUAAGUGGCGUCAGAGCAAAUGCCCUCCGUUCAUCUGCAGCAGCAGCAGCAGCAGCAGCAGCCGCCAUGGUGGGGAGGCUGCCCCUGUCUGGGUUUGGGGCUGUGCCUCUCUUUCCUCAGGACGCUGGACCCUCUCAGACUGACCCUCCCUGGAGAUUUGUCCAUCAGUUUCAAGUGUCUGCUGACUUCCAUAUGCUACAACCUGCUAAAGACUGCACAACACGCAGAAGCUGGAUUUCCCUUGUUUUUGACCGCAAAAGACAUUGGUGCCGAGUGUCCUGGAUUGGCAGAAGGCGGGGUUUGGGCACCUUGGUGGUUUGGCUGCUUUGCUUUUCCCCAAGGGCUCAUAGAGUUUUAUUUUUGUAUUCCGGCCCAAACCUCUGUGCUCGUGUCUCCCCCGUCCACCCUCCCUGCACCCUUUCCGAUGCCAGCCUCCUUCCACCGGAUGCCCACC